Molecule: messenger RNA, 1234 nt
Organism: Ruditapes philippinarum (Manila clam)
Lineage: Eukaryota; Metazoa; Mollusca; Bivalvia; Venerida; Veneridae
Product: sulfotransferase 4A1-like
Exons: 6
Coding region: 85-975 (296 amino acids)
Biological process (GO): sulfation
Cellular component (GO): cytoplasm
Molecular function (GO): sulfotransferase activity
Source: RefSeq, a predicted model, not a curated record
UGUAUAGUUUCACACGUAGGAACACCUACCCAAAGGUUCAUUGACUCGGUUAUCAGUAUACAAAUAUAUUAUGUGACCAAAAUAAUGGCGAAAGAAAACAAGGGAGUUUCGGCACUUGGUCUUAACAAAUCUUUCAUUCAGUUUAAAGGAGUUUGGAUGUGGGAUAAUUCACAACCGGAGAUCUUUACUUCAUUUAAAGGGAGGCCAUCUGAUGUGUGGGUUUGUAGUUUCCCUAGAUCGGGCACAACUCUAGUUCAAGAGAUUGUAUACCUUGUAGAGACGCUAGAUUUUGACGGAGCUAUAACAAAGCCGCUAGAUGAGAGGUUUCCUUUCGCGGACGUUUACAAUGAAGAUCUACCAUUUUACAAAGGACUAACUGGAUUAAAAGAGGCGAAAAUCCCAAGACUGAUCAAAACACAUUUCCACUAUUUCCUGCUUCCGGAAGAUUUAAAACGAGGCUGUGGAAAAAUCAUAAAUGUAUAUAGAAAUCCAAAAGCUGUGGUAGUGAGUUUAUUCAAACUUUUGAAGUUCCUGCGGACACCAAUGGCAGAUACGUUAGAAGAAUUUAUUGAAAUGUUUGUCAAUGAUAAAGUAUACGGCAGUCCAUGGGCAGCUCAUGUACGCGAGUUCCAGGAGCACAAAAAUGAUGAAAACGUUCUUAUUCUCAAGUAUGAAGAUAUUAUAAAGGACAAAGUUUCAGAAGUUCGAAAAAUAGCUUCAUUCUUGAAUCGUGACUUGUCUGCAGACGACAUAGCUAAGAUAGUUGAGUAUGUUGAUAUUGAAAAUAUGAGAAAAAACGGAAUGGUGAAUUUUGCCGUACAGGAAGAAGUAUGGAGUACAGAUAAAUCUGCUGGGGCUUUCAUUAAUUCAGGAAAAGCCGAAAGUUGGAGAGACGUUAUAGCACCAUAUCUCCAGUUGAAGAUUGAUAAUAUGAUAGAGAAAUCUCUCGAUGCUCUAAAUAUCAAUUUUGAUUGACAGCAGUGUCUACUCUUACAUUCAGUCAGAGGUGUUAUAUUUCCGAUACUUGAAAACUCAUCACGAUAAUGACAAUCUUGUUGUGUUUCUGGUAGUUCAAGUUAUUUCAGUUAUUAAUAAUAUUUCCACCGAGGGACAUGGAGACAUCACCUUUAUUUUGUUAUUAUAUGACUGAGGUAGAUACUGUUGCUGAUGCUCUUAAUCUAUUUAUAAAAAUAUUGUUUCGGUCGGCUCUUUCCUUCAGUCUUCGAAAAAGGAU